UGGCGAACUCUUCACUUCGUGUUUCUUCUAUACGCUACUGACACCCAAUCUCAGAUCAUUACAACUCUUCUGUCGGAUACAGUCUGAAUGCAAACUCCCAGUCAUGUCCGCCAAAAUCCAGACCCAGUUUGGUGAACCAGUUCCACCUGCCUCUCGCCACUCGGUUACCGUUCAUAUGGGUGGUUGGGAUAAUGUCGAGCGAUAUGGUAAUAACUCCUCCAGCGUUAUUGCUCAGUUCAAAAACGUAUAUCCUCGCAUGAGGCCCCAUCCAUAUAUUGUUGAAUUAACUAAGGCACUAUUGGAAGAGAUUGGUCAAUCCGAUGUAGGCUGUUACCUGUUCUCAUCAUUACAAUCUGCCAAAGAAUGUAUCGAGUACGCAACCUCCGAAAAGCGAAACAAUGACGUCGACAGACGACCCGUGGCAGUCGAGCACAUCAAAAUUCGUACCUUCUCAGUGAAGGACAUGAUUUUUGCAGUGACUUUCCCACUUGACCAGGCGUCUGUGGUUGCGGGGUUCUGGAGCACCCCAGGUGUGGGAGUCUCAUCUCGCUUUGCUGAGGCCAACUUGAGUCAUCUACAUGAGCUUAAACAAAUUACCAUACCACCAAACCAGGAUCAAGAUGCCAGGCCAAAUUUUGUGAGUCCGGUCCACAAGUUAUUACGCGAAAGGGUCAUCCACUAUCUUGAACGGGCGCCUCUGAACCCGAGCCAACAACCCCAUCCGUCUGUCACCGAUGUCUACUUUUAUCAAACAGGCAUGGCCGCAAUUUACAAACCACACACAUACAUGCUCAGUCGUUACCAAGGCACCACGGUGCUCUUUGGCAUGGCAUUUAUGAACACCUUGACGGCAUUUGAAGAGUUUGGCCCCGGAUACAAGUUCUUCGGCCUUGGCACAGAUGAGGACGUUUCUAAACUCAGGACUUUCCUUGACGAAGAGCGCAGCUGUGGUCGAAAGGUGCAGGCGAUCUGGGCCGAAUUUCCAGCCAAUCCACUUCUCGUAACACCGGAUAUUACCGCGCUACGACAAUUGGCUGACGAAUAUGACGUUGUCCUCGCGAUUGACGAUACCAUUGGUAGUUGGUCCAAUAUCGACAUUAUUGCCUAUGCCGAUUUGUUAGUCACGUCCAUGACCAAGUCUUUCAAUGGCUACGCGGACGCUAUAGCUGGAUGCGCUGUACUCAAUCCUACGUCGCCAAAAUACAACCAGUUGAAGGCUCUGUUCGAUGAAAAAUAUGUCCCAGAACUUUACGUCGACGAUGCGGAAGCGAUUGAGCGAAACAGCCGUGAUUAUCUCAGUCGUACUGACAAGAUGAACAAGAACGCAAACGCAAUAGUACAGUAUCUUCAGAAAUGUGCAGACGACCCGACAAGCGCGGUCAAGCAAGUACACUACCCGUCCGUUAAUCAGUCAGGGAGCAAUUACGAGCGCUUCAUGCGAAGGCCGACGCCUGAAUUCACUGCUGGAUACGGCUGCCUCUUUAGUGUUGAGCUAGCCGACAUUCCGACGACGCAAGCUUUCUACGACAAUUUAAAUGUCCAUAAAAGCGUUCACCUUGGAGCGCCGGUCACGCUUGCCUUUGCAUAUACAAUGUGUACAUAUAAGAAGAGAUUGGACUGGGCCGCACAAUAUGGCCUGAAACCGACGCAGAUCAGGAUAUCUGCGGGACUUGAAGAAACAGAUCUGCUUUUGCAGGACUUCAAAGUUGCCGUCGAGGCAUCGAACAAGUGUUGGGAUCGACAGUAAUGUCUGGUUUGAAAUUGCCAUCAACAACGACUUCAUCGAAAUUCUCUCACUCUACGAUUAUAUCAGCCUGGAAAGACUAAAUUGGACUUUCUGAUGUAGUAGACUUUAAACUAAGACACGGUGUUUACAGCAUGCUAUGCUGCCCACACUCUGUUUGAUAUUAUUCUAGUAGGCGAAUAUGACGCCUAUCAUGGAACGCAUUUUUUUAACCAAUAAGAGGCUACAUACUGGAAGAGC
Trichoderma asperellum CBS 433.97 is the source of this 1984-nucleotide messenger RNA. RefSeq lists its product as uncharacterized. Gene Ontology annotation, molecular function: cystathionine gamma-synthase activity; pyridoxal phosphate binding. Gene Ontology annotation, biological process: transsulfuration. The record is from RefSeq and is a predicted model, not a curated record. Lineage: Eukaryota; Fungi; Ascomycota; Sordariomycetes; Hypocreales; Hypocreaceae.